ACAGGUAACUCUUUCACACAUUUCAUCGAAUAGGUCAUGCUCGAUUCCUCUCCUUGGCUUCAAUUAAUCUUUUUUCCUUUAUUUUGUGGUCUGGGUUUCUUAUUCUCCGCUUGGAUUAUCGUUUUUUAGUUGUUGUUGUACAUAGAUGGCAUGUUUAAAGGCAUUUAUAAUGGCAAGCAACAUCACGUUUCUGAUAUUGCUACUGUUUUGGGUGGAGCUUGGAAUGCUGGCGUCGAUCGAAUUAUCGUCAGUUACUCUCCCUCUUGUAUUAUUUUUGCAUUUAACUCUGUUUAUUUAUUUAUUAUAAUAAUUCAGUUUCAUAGGAAGCUUUAUAUGUUUGUUGUUACGGGUGGUUCCCAUGAGGAGUCGAAGGAAGCUCUUGCCAUUGCAGAAACCGAUGGGAGGCUUUUCUGCACAGUUGGUGUGCACCCGACUCUAUGCAAUGAGUUUGAAGAGAGCGGGGAUCCUGAAAAACAUUUUCAAGAUCUUUUGGCAUUGGCUAAGGAGGGAAUUCAAAGAGGAAAGACGAAUAAGAUUAUGGUUUAG
This is a messenger RNA of Hibiscus syriacus, 546 nucleotides long. RefSeq names its product putative deoxyribonuclease TATDN1. The coding region runs from base 151 to 546 and encodes 131 amino acids. Gene Ontology annotation, cellular component: cytosol. Gene Ontology annotation, molecular function: 3'-5'-DNA exonuclease activity. The transcript is spliced from 6 exons. Lineage: Eukaryota; Viridiplantae; Streptophyta; Magnoliopsida; Malvales; Malvaceae. The record is from RefSeq and is a predicted model, not a curated record.